AUGGAGGCAUUUGUGAAGUUUUGGGAGAGGCAUAUCCUCGAAACGAUUUUAUGCAUGAUAUGGCUAUUAACCUUUUGGAAUUAUUAUUUGAAUUUCCGUCAGAGAGCACUACUGAAACGUCUGGUCGAUUUACCAAAGCAAGUUGAGGGUUUAAUGACUAAAGAUAUAUAUGAUAAAGCUCGUUCGUAUGCAUUGCAUAGAAAUACCUUUGGUAAUGUGCAGGACCUAUAUUCCAAGGUUUAUAAUACUUUAAUCUUGGUAACCUAUGGCAAUUACUAUUUCUGGCAAUGGAGUAUUGCAAUAGCCAAGUACUAUGGUAUGAAUCAUGAGAGUGAAAUACUGCUGAGUGCGAUAUGUUUGUUUAUUAUAGGCAUAAUUACCCAUAUAUCCAAUCUGCCGAUAGCGGUAUACGAUACUUUUGUUUUGGAGCAGAAACAUGGCUUUAACAAACAAACAACCAUGUUUUUUAUUAAAGAUGAAAUUAAAAGAUUUCUUGUGACCCAAAUUAUUACUAUACCUCUUCUAUGUGGUAUGAUUUGGAUAGUGCAACAUGGUGGCGAUUAUUUCUUCUGGUAUUUGUGGCUGUUAAGUUUGGUAGUCUCAUUAUUUAUGAUGAUUCUGUAUCCGGAAGUAAUCGCGCCGUUAUUCGAUAAAUAUUCGCCAUUACCUGAGGGCGAGUUGAAGCAAGAGAUCGAAAAAUUGGCAGCUUCCUUGAAGUUUCCUUUGUACAAGCUGUUUAUAGUUGAAGGCUCCAAGAGAUCGUCUCACAGCAACGCCUACUUAUACGGUUUCUACAAGUAUAAGAGAAUCGUUCUCUUUGAUACACUUAUCAAGGGUUAUUGUAAGAAAGACGAUGAUGAUGCUGACAAAGGUUGUGAUACAGAUGAAAUACUGGCGGUACUCGCGCACGAACUAGGUCACUGGAAACAUAAUCAUGCUCUGAAAGGGUUUUUACUAAGCCAGGUAAUACUUGUAGCCAAUUUCGUUAUGUUUGCCAAACUUUUACGAUACACACCAAUGUAUACCGCUUUUGGCUUUGUGGACUCACAACCCAUUCUUAUUGGCCUGUUGAUAGUAACAAUGUAUAUUUUAAUACCAUUGAAUACAAUCUUUAAUUUUAUUUUCGUGGUGAUCAGCCGAAGACACGAAUUUCAAGCAGACAAGUUUGCCACAAAAUUAGGCCACGGUAAAUCUUUAAAGGCAUCUCUGUUAAAACUGCAAAAGGAUAAUUUGGGAUAUCCUUUAUAUGAUAAAUGGUACUCCUGUUGGAAUCAUUCUCAUCCACCUAUCAUCGAACGAUUGGAGGCAAUAGAUAAAACCAAAUAAGAGACUUGCUAUGCGAUUUUCAUAAAUCGUUUGUGGAUGUAAAAGAUGAAGCCUGGAGCUUAGUUACAGGCAUUAGUUGUUUGCGUUAUUUUAUAUGUCAUAUAUAUAUUUUUUUCUUUUCCUAAUUAUUCUACUAUCCAGUUGAACAGACCUAAAUGCAGGUCCGAGAUAAUUAUGCUUCCUGCUUAUUGUCAUAAUGUUAAUGUGAUUCUGUUCCUACUAUACAUCCAUCUCUUGCAAUCCAUUCUAAUUGGAUAAGAAUUUUUAAUAGAGCUUUACUAGCAGUGUUUUUAUACAACAUAUAUAUUAAAAUAUAUUCCAGCAUUUAAUACUUGUACAUGUAAACAAUUUUCCAGUAUCAUUAAUUCCACGUGAAAUAUAUUUUAGAAGAUAUUUUCUCUAUAUUUACAGAGAUUUAUCUCACAUUUGGAUAUUUUUAGUAUAUCUUAUUUUUCGAAGAUAUAACGAUUCUUAUAUCUUGUAUAUACGUUCUGUAGAUAUGUACCAGAACUUGUGCUUUAUCAUUCAAUAUAUCGUUAUUAAUAGUAUAGAUACAGAAAUGCCACUAAGUAAAAGUUUAAUUAACUUUAAGAUAUAUAAUAAACACAAAAUAAGUUGAUAUUCUAUUUAAUUUUAACGUUUUUACAGUACUGGGAAUUUGUAAAAAAAUUAUAACGUUUGUGAAUAAUCUACAUGUUUAUUCUCUAUAUUAAUAGUCAUAGUUCUUUUUUAUAACUGUAAAAAUGUGUUUAAAAUUCUUAUAAUCGAUUAUUCACAAUAUGACAAUGUUAAGGAAGAUAAUGUAUCUAUCUCGUCUAGUGGGCACUUAAUUUAGUUUUAUAUAUAUAUAUAUAUAUAUGCAACUAAGAUGUAUAAGUAAGAUAUAUAAGUAUUCAAUAUAUUCAAUUGUAUAUGCACUCUAUAUAUAAAUGUCCAUUAAUUGUCUACACAUUAAUGAGCGAGUAAGUAAAGAUAUUAUCAUUAUACAUUUUUUCAUUCUUACAUUUAGUGUUAAAUGACCGAUUAAAAAAUAAAAAAAUACAGCAAUGUGUGUAUGUGUGCAUUCACUUUUAUAACGUUAUUUAUAAAAAUAAAAACUUAAUAUUUUUCUGCUAAAAAAUAUUUGGGAUAAAAAACGCGACUAAACUUGCAUUAUAGUAUACGUAUAUUAGUGUACAUGUAUGUACAAUAUGUAGAAGUUUCAAUAUAUAAUACUUAUAAGCACGAGAUUUUAACUUCAUUAUGUGUUUCUAAUUUAAGGACAUAGUGAAGAAUAUUAAUUUACAUUGCAUAUAACAGCCACUGAAGAUUCCUUUUUUUUUUUAAAUUAGAAUCAUCUAAUUUGAUCACAAGUCUGUUUUGUUGCUCUAUUGCAAUCGAUUAAAACAAAUGACAAAUUUGAAAUUAAUAACUAAAAAUUAUUUACUAGAUUGUGUAUAAACUUACAAAGAAAAAUAAAGAUGCAUCGAAA
Messenger RNA from Monomorium pharaonis (pharaoh ant), 2797 nucleotides. RefSeq names its product CAAX prenyl protease 1 homolog. Lineage: Eukaryota; Metazoa; Arthropoda; Insecta; Hymenoptera; Formicidae. Bases 1 to 1326 code for a protein of 441 amino acids. Gene Ontology annotation, cellular component: endoplasmic reticulum membrane. Gene Ontology annotation, biological process: CAAX-box protein processing. The record is from RefSeq and is a predicted model, not a curated record. The transcript is spliced from 6 exons. Gene Ontology annotation, molecular function: metalloendopeptidase activity.